Corticium candelabrum is the source of this 2262-nucleotide messenger RNA. Its product is annotated as ammonium transporter 2-like. The transcript has 15 exons. NCBI's taxonomy places the organism in Eukaryota, Metazoa, Porifera, Homoscleromorpha, Homosclerophorida, Plakinidae. Gene Ontology annotation, molecular function: ammonium channel activity. The record is from RefSeq and is a predicted model, not a curated record. Gene Ontology annotation, biological process: ammonium homeostasis; ammonium transmembrane transport. Gene Ontology annotation, cellular component: plasma membrane. Bases 186 to 1769 code for a protein of 527 amino acids.
AGUUUCCGUGUUUCAAUGAUUGAGCUAGGUGCGUUUUCUUUGUACAGUGUAGUGUUAGUAAUUAGUGGUCUGGCAAACGAGGUAUCUUCGCUAUCAUCAGGUGGACCGGUGUUGCUUUUCCUUUUACCGUCGUGUAUACUAGCAAAUUUAUCAGCUAGUCAAGAGAAAUUCCUAGAGUGCUCAAGAUGACCGGAAAUGGUCUUUUGCCACUCUGCAGUGCUGACGGACAUCAGUUCACGCCAAAUGGCAAAGUUGGCAAUCAUUUCUACAGUGAUAAGUAUACAGAUGCAAGUGCAGGAUGGGUCAUGACUUCUUCCAUUCUCAUAUUUUUUAUGAAAGCGGGGUUUUUGUUUGUGGAAGAUGCAUUUGUAUCUGAACCAUCUCAGAGACGGAUGGUCAUCAUUACUAAAUACUUGGACACUUGCUCUAGUGCGAUAGCAUUUUGGCUCUUUGGCUUUGCUAUAUCAAUUGGAUUGAGCCCUGCAGUUCUUGGAGAAGAUCGUGACUAUAUAUUUUGGUUUUUUAGGUUUACGUUUUCAAGCAACACAGCAACUAUCAUAGGAGGAACUUUGAUAGGAGAGAGAAGGAAAAUGAAACUGUUAGCUGUUUUCAUUUAUGCUUUUAUGAUCAGUAGUGUUGUUCAUCCGUUUGUCGCCCAUCAGUUGUGGAGUGAUAGUGGAUUGUUCUCACCACUUAAAUUUUGUAAUGGUACCGUUGAAAUUGUGAAUGGAACAUUAGCUAUUAAACACAAACUGGAACAGAGUCCAUCAUCUAUGUUUGUUCUGGACUUUGCUGGCUCAGGCGCAGUACACCUCCUGGGUGGCAUGGGUGGUCUCCUUCUUACUAUUUUCUUUAAAGUAGAGCAGUGGUUUGAGAAUUGUUACAAAAGUGAUGAACGGAUAAACAAAACCAUGUCUACAGCUGGCGAUCAAAACCUGGAAAUAGAUUUAGGGGAGCAGCCACAGGAACCCGAGAAUUUUUGGAACUGGAUGUAUAAUUUGGGCACGGAACAUAUUGAGUAUGCGGCAUUGGGAGUACUUAUUUUGUGGACAACUUGGUUUGCAUUUAACUGUGGAUCAACCGAAAGCAUAUCAGGAGGACCAGGAGACAAGCCUGGAUCGUUUAAGAUAUAUCAUGCUAUCACUGGUCGAAUUGCACUCAAUAUGGUUGUAUGUGCUGGCUCAGGUGGUUUAAUGGCCAUUGUUAUAGCAAGCUUAGUGCAGUUGAAAACGGGGACUGAAAGCAUCAACACCAAUGAAAUAGCAAAUGGCAUACUGUCUUGCUUGGUAGCUGUCACUGGUUGUUGUGCUUUUGUAACUGCAUGGGUUUCGUGUGGAAUUGGAUUGAUUGCUGUUUUGUUUUACCACUUGGGAUGCUUUAUUGAAUACAAAUUGAACUUGAAGGAUACAGCAAGAGUAGUUCCAGUUCAUGUGGGGAGUGGCAUGUUGGGCUUACUGGCAAGUGCUUUUGCUGAAGACGCGUUUCUUCGAGAAUUUUAUGAGAAUGUUUGUUCAUGUCAGGAACUGUCUUUGCCACAUGAAGGCAUUAAUACUGGACUUCAAUUAGCCCAUCAGCUAACUGGUGCUCUUUUCAUUGUUGCGUGGAGUAUUGCUACCAUUGGACCACUGUUUGUGUUGUUAUCGUUAACCAGGAGCAGCAUUUUGGCCAAGUUAUUGUGCAGGGAUAGAUUUUCUGAAGAUCACUGGCUGUACAAGUUAUUAGGUGGAGGUGCUCUUCUAGCUGUUGCUUCUACUAGUAGAGGGGGUUAGAGGACAAGAAAAUUGUACACAAUGAGUGGGAGACAUUGUAGUGAAGUGAGUUAAUUCCAUGUAAGUAUAUGAUAACAGGUUGUUUUGAAUUUUGCAAUCGAAUUAACUGUGACUUAACUGUUUGUAUAGUCUAUCUGUAGAUUUGUGAAAUUGAGUAUUAAACUUUGGUGAACAGUGUAGUGAUAACUAUGCUGGCUUUGAACUUUGUAGGUUCUACUACUAAUAAUUGAAGCUGUGGUUACACCAUCUUCCACAGCUAUGAGUCUUUUGAAAACCAUGAUAGUAUUGUCAUUAGAAUUACGAAUUUACUCUAUUUUCCUUUAAGUACACUAUGUGUAAAAUCUAUUUAAACAUCGUACAAAGUGACUUUGUUUCAUGUGACCACAAAGUCUGUAAAUAGUCUGUGGUCAUCAAAGUAUAGUGUUAUCACAUAAGGGACAUAAAAGUCUUUCUUCCCUUGGAGUGCUGCAGGUUGUGAUGACCUGGAAUAAUG